AUGGCUAUUCAUGGCAGAGAUCCAAAAACCACUAAUGAACUGAUCACUAUUCUAACCGAGAUAGAAUCCACAUCUUUAUGUGAAAAUGUUCGCUCAAAACCUCUCAUCAUUCCAGUCUCAACAGACACUUUCCCUCCCGGAGCUAGAAAUAAUAAUCAUAACAAUCAACAUUAUGUAUCAAACAAUCCCCGUACGAAACCCAUUCACAGUUUCCAAGAUAAUCAAAAUCAUGAUAGUUAUACUGGUAUCAAUAAUUUUAGACGCCCUAGUCAGUGUAGGCAAAGUCCCCCUAGGAACCACUACCCUAAUUUUGAACCUAACACUCGGGUACCCAUAAAUUGUCUGCGAACCGACCCCAUGGUAGAUGAAAUCAAAUGCCACUUGCAAAUCUUGAAACACAUUGUAAGUAAUCGGCAUGUGGAUCACAAAUUAGAUAGGCUUGUCCAGAUACUUAAAAGAAAUUCGUCCUCUCACUGACCCAAAAACUUGCCCUAUUACGCGUUAGUUAAUAACAUCUUAAUAACAUUGACGUUCACAGUCUUUUACCAAAUGGCUAAAAUAUGUUCCAUGACAAUAUGCCAGUUCCUUAAUACAGGUAUACAAUCAACACGUUGGUCAUGUAGGUACUUAGAAGUGUAUUUUCGCAAUAAAAAAAAUUUGCAUUUUUCCCCUCAGUAUAUAAAAGAACAUGAAAAAUAGUACGCUGUUGCAACCUUUGCUAAGGAACGAAGUUUCUUACUAUUCGAGUUGAAGGCGCUAUGUAAAAUAUUUUGUCCAUUGAGCCCUUCCAAAAUUUAUUUGGCCCAUUGCCCACGGCGUGGUAUGGUAAUAAAUAUAUUUUUGUUGUCCUCGAUAGUUUUACUAGAUUUGUGCGACUAUCCCAUUAAGAAAGCAACUGCUUUAAUAGUAACUAAUCGCAUGAUCGAUCAAUUUGUAAAAGUCCACGGAAAGCCCACCACCAUCGUCUCCGAUCAUGGAGUACAAUUCAUCAGCCACAUUUGGCAAAGUCGACUGACCGAGUCAGAUAUUCAAGUAUCAACCACCAGUGUAUAUCACCCCCAAAGCAAUCCAUCCGAAAAAGUAAUACGGGAACUUGGUAGACUUCCGUACAUACUGUCAUGA
This is a messenger RNA of Cinara cedri, 1122 nucleotides long. The record is from the annotation of a GenBank genome assembly. NCBI's taxonomy places the organism in Eukaryota, Metazoa, Arthropoda, Insecta, Hemiptera, Aphididae.